Messenger RNA from Pelodiscus sinensis (Chinese soft-shelled turtle), 1811 nucleotides. NCBI's taxonomy places the organism in Eukaryota, Metazoa, Chordata, Testudines, Trionychidae. The record is from RefSeq and is a predicted model, not a curated record.
CAGAGUGGGACCUGGAGCUGAUGUUCUAUUCCUUUGUCAUUACAUUUCAGAUGGAGACCAAACUUUGCACCAGUCUAAUUACCCACGGCUAUGGCAUGCUGAAACGAGCUUUUGUGGAUAUCUACCUCAUGUACAACUGAAUGAUUGCAGUGGCAGGCCACUAUUGGUACAACCGCCUAUGCUGGACAAGCAGAGUACGGAGUCAUUGGGAGGUGAAGACACUUUCCAGCCUCUUCACUUCACUGCUUGAUUUGCAGACAGACUGGACUGAUUACUAUGAAUACGGUGAGGAGGACGUCCCGCCUGAAGAGAACACUGCCACCACAGUCAGGGAGUAUCCCAACUGGUUCUACGAAUACUUUGACUACAACGAUCCAUGCUCAUCCAAGCCUUGCAAGAACAACGGUGAGUGCAAAAGAAACAGAAAUAGCUACACCUGUCUCUGUCCGAUGCCGUAUGCUGGGACGAGGUGUGAGAAAGUGAAAAACACAUGCCAAAAAAACAGCUGUAGUAAAGGAGACUGCCUUAUAAUGCUAACUCCACCUUAUUCACAGUGCACUUGUAGACAUCCCUACAAGCCACCACACUGCUACAAAGUCUCUUCAGUUUGCAAACCAAACCCCUGUAAAAACGAAGGCGUCUGUCUGCAGCAAAGAAUCAGAUCAAAAUUCUCCUGCCAGUGCGCUGAACCCUUUCAAGGGAGAUUCUGUGAAAUAGGACCUGAAGACUGUUAUGAACAGGAUGGCCACGAGUACAGAGGGAAAGUGAGUCAAACAAGUUCUGGGAAGACGUGCCUUCAUUGGAAUUCUCACCAUCUCUUGGAUGAGAGUUAUAAUGCAUUUAUGGAGAAUGCUGGGUACUAUGGCAUUGGUGAACAUAAUUUCUGCAGGAAUCCAGACGGGGAUGUGAAACCCUGGUGCUUCAUCCUCAAAAAUAACAAGCUGGAAUGGGAGUCCUGUGAUGUUUCACCCUGUUCAGCAACAGAAAAGCCUCCAGAAACUACAGUCAGCCCAGCUGUUCUUCCUAUAGCGGGUAAGACAUUCAAUACGUGUGGACAGCCAGAGGCUGAGAGACCGCUCGCAAGGAUUUAUGGUGGGGCUAAGACCACAUCUGGCAAGCAUCCCUGGAUGGCAUCUCUGCAAAGCAAGGUUCCAUUGAGAACCUCCAUGCCAAAGGGACAUUUCUGUGGAGGAGCUCUCAUUGAACCCUGCUGGGUCCUCACUGCUGGACAUUGCAUUCAAUCACAAGCAGACAACCUGCAAGUGUCCCUUGGAAAGCAAGACCUGGAGAGGACAGAAUACCAUGAACAAAAAUUUGAUGUGGAGAAGAUAAUUCGGCAUGGAAACUACAAAACAAAGAAUGACAUUCCAUUCAAUGAUAUCGCUUUGGUUAAACUGAAGCCAAUUGAUGGCCAUUGUGCUCUGGAAACGAGGUAUGUAAAAGCAGUGUGUUUGCCCCAGGCUCCAUUUCCUGAUGGGACUGAAUGCUACAUCUCAGGAUGGGGAGUUACUGAAACAGGAGAAGGAUCUCGUCAGCUGUUAGAUGCCAGAGUGAAACUGAUCUCCAAGACACGGUGCAACGCACGGAGUGCAUAUGAUAGCAGACUGGAUGAAACCAUGUUUUGUGCAGGAAAUCUUCAGACUCCAGGAGUUGAUAGUUGUCAGGGAGAUUCUGGAGGUCCUCUGACCUGUGUACAAAAUGGUUCCUACCACGUCUAUGGAAUAGUGAGCUGGGGUGAACAGUGUGGGCUAAAGGAUAAACCAGGAGUUUAUACCCAAGUGACAAGAUUUCUCAUCAGUCUUUGUGCUUAA